Molecule: messenger RNA, 1637 nt
Organism: Chinchilla lanigera (long-tailed chinchilla)
Lineage: Eukaryota; Metazoa; Chordata; Mammalia; Rodentia; Chinchillidae
Gene: Wdr25
Product: WD repeat domain 25
Molecular function (GO): protein binding
Source: RefSeq, a predicted model, not a curated record
UCGCGGCGGAACGCGACUGGGCGGUGGAGUGCGGGCCCGGCGGGCGCGGGCAGUUUACCGAGCGCUUCCGGUGCUUGUGGUCGUCCGGAGGCGCAGCAGGGCACCACGUGUGCGAUGGCCUCGCUGGUGGCUUACGAGGACUCCGACCCCGAGGCCGAGCCUGAGCCUGGCGGAGCGGGCAGCAGUGACUGUUGGGGUGCAGCCGCGCCCCCCGGGCCAGGCGUCCCGUCUGGUGCUGCGGAGUUGAGGUUCCAGGGGGCGCCGCACCCGGGGCCCGGUCCCGGCCGCCCCCUGCAAGCCGCUCCGAGCCCCCCGGGCCGCCUUGCCCGCUUCCUGGGCCCAGGACCAGGCUGCAGCCCCGGGCGGCCCCGCCGGGCCCCUGCACAAGCGCAGGAGCGAGGACUGCGUGGUGCCCUACACCCCCAAGAGGCUGAGGCAGGCGGCGGCCACGGAGCCGGUUCGGGAGCCUCAGGGGCCCCCUGAGGGCAGUGCCCCGGCCCCGCUCCGCCUGGCCCCCGGGGCGUGCGAGGCGAUCCGGCCGCAUCUGAACAGCCCGCGCAGAGAGACCCGGGUGCCCAGGACCGUGCUGUGCCGCCUGUGGGGCCACCAGGGCCCCGUCAACAGCAUCCAGUGGUGCCCGGUGCCGGCCCGCAGCCAGCUGCUGCUCUCCACGUCCAUGGACCGGACCUUCAAGGUGUGGGACGCCGUGGACUCGGGGCGCUGCCUGCAGACCUACUCCCUGCACAGCGAGGCGGUGCGAGCGGCCCGAUGGUCGCCCUGCGGCCAGCGCAUCCUCAGUGGCGGUUUCGACUUCGCCCUGCACCUGACAGACCUCGAAACAGGAACCCAGCUAUUUAGUGGCCGAAGUGACUUUAGAAUCACUACCUUGAAAUUUUAUCCCAAAGACCACAACAUUUUUUUAUGUGGAGGCUUCAGCUCUGAAAUCAAGGCUUGGGACGUAAGGACCGGCAAGGUGGUGAGAGGCUACAAGGCGACCAUCCAGCAGACCCUGGACAUCCUCUUCCUGCAGGAAGGCUCCGAAUUCCUGAGCAGCACGGACGCCUCCACCCGGGACUCUGCGGACCGCACCAUUAUCGCCUGGGACUUCCGGACCUCCGCCAAAAUCUCCAACCAGAUUUUCCAUGAGAGGUACACCUGCCCCAGCCUCGCACUGCACCCGCGGGAGCCUGUGUUCCUGGCGCAGACCAACGGCAACUACCUGGCCCUCUUCUCUGCGGUGUGGCCCUACCGGAUGAGCCGACGGCGGCGCUACGAAGGGCACAAGGUGGAAGGCUACGCCGUGGGCUGUGAGUGCUCCCCCUGCGGUGACCUGCUGGUGACGGGCAGCGCUGAUGGCCGGGUCCUGAUGUUCAGUUUCCGCACUGCCAGCCGGGCGUGCACGCUGCAGGGACACACGCAGGCCUGCGUGGGCACCACCUACCACCCCGUGCUGCCCUCCGUCCUCGCCACCUGCUCCUGGGGAGGCGACAUCAAGAUCUGGCACUGAUGCCGGCGCAGCCCGGCACUGAGGAGAACUUUGGGUCAGCCCUUGGCACGGGCUGCCUCAGUUUCCGCAUCGGUCUCAGGGUUGUAAGGGUCACGUGAAUGAAAGCGCCUGCCGGGUGCGGCCCAGUGAA